AUGGAGGUCACUCGCCCCGGAGGAACGACUCUAGAAAUUCGGUCUCGACAUUUGAGCGUCUGUUUCGGAUCCGAAAAUCAGACAUAUGCCUUGAGGCCUCGAUCAACUUUGGAGAAGUGGCUCAAUGGCAGUAAAGUCGUUAUUAUUAUCUUUGUUAAAACCAUUGUCACGUCUGAACAACUCACACUUUAUACUGCUAAGGUCUGCCCUUUUGCUCAAAGGGAUGUCACUAAAGAUAUUACCUGUCGUGGCCUUCAUCAGGUGGAACUAGUCCUUGCGGAAGCCAAGGCCGAAUUUAAAUCCUACCAGAUUGACCUCGCGAAUAAACCAGACUGGUAUGCACCCAAAGUAAAUCCGGCGAGCAAGGUCCCUGCUGUUGCCUAUGGAGGGCCUGAUGUUUCUCCAGAAACGCCUUCCCGACGAAAAUUGCCGACCGACCUCUAUCCUUCAGCCCGUCUCCUCCCUUCAGAUCCCGUUGCGAGAGCCAAAGCACGCUUCUUCAUCGAUGUUGUUUCCACCAAAUUUAUACCGGCUUAUAUUGGUUUCGUCCUUCGUGGAGAGUCACGCGAGAACGUUUUGACUGCCGUCGAGGCUGUCCAAGACCUACUACUUGCCGGAGAGAGCACUAAGUUCGCAGUCGCUGGUCAUUACACUAUUGCAGAUGCUGCUCUCGUACCAUUCAUGGCAAGAUUACGAAUUUCGGCUGAGAACGAUGUUGGUACAUUCGAGAGAGGUGAGGGUAAAAAGCUGGUGGAAGAGCUGCAAAGCGCCAAUUAUGCCAGAUUCAACAACUACAUAAACUCGCUUUUCGAAAGGGAAAGCUUUAAGGCUACUUUUGAUGAGACUAAUGAGGUUUACGAUGACCAGGAAUAUGUUAAGGCUAUGUUUCUCAAACGAGCUGGGACUGCGCGCGCAGGCAAAUGA
Molecule: messenger RNA, 924 nt
Organism: Serpula lacrymans var. lacrymans S7.9
Lineage: Eukaryota; Fungi; Basidiomycota; Agaricomycetes; Boletales; Serpulaceae
Exons: 7
Coding region: 1-924 (307 amino acids)
Cellular component (GO): cytoplasm
Molecular function (GO): glutathione transferase activity
Source: RefSeq, a predicted model, not a curated record